UAGGAUGAGACCUUUUCAGCCCACAGCUAUUGACCCUCCGCUCGACUAUAUUGAUGAGGCGAUGCCAUACGCGCGGAUGGACGAGAGGAGGCAUUAUCCGAGAUGUGGAUACGCACAACAGUAUUCUCCCGUACAGGGAUAAGCUAGAUCGUAUGACGUCAGACACGGAAAGUUUUUUUGAUUUUACAUUAGUAUGCUAUUUUUUUAUUUUUUUUUACUAUUGCAGUCUUUUAUUGUUAACUAAUUCAAUUAUUUUUACAGGCUUUUAUAUGGACACCGAAUGAUCAGAUUUUGGAUCAGUUGCCGGCAUUUUGUAGGGUUGGUGAGCUCUCGUGGAGGUUGCGGUGUCCAUUGAUACAUAUGGACAUAGUUGAGGAUCACGCGACCAGCCGCGUCUUACGACAGUUCGGCCAUGUACAAGAUUUACCUGAGUAGGCUACUUGGGAGCACGACCAUUAUACGCGGGACGAGCGUACAGCCGUCACUGAUGCAUGACGGGCCUUUAUGCAGCUCCAGGUCCACCGUUGGGAUCAGAGGGUAGGGACGCUAGCGGUGGUCGGACAUGCGACUCCGGUCCAGACGUACAUGCAGUGGUACACGCGGAUCACUCGCAGCUUGAUUGGCAACCCCGCCAGGCCUGGUGCAGAUGGCCGAGGAUAUGCAGCUUUCGCAGGACAGUAUGAGGCGUUGCUACGGACCGUAUAGAGGAUUCGCGGGGAGAGCUUGGACCAUAUGGAUGCCCCUGAGACAGCAGGAUAUGCAGCACGGAUGGUUCAGCUAGCCGAGGGUGGUAUGCAGCAGGCGCAGGAGCUCGGACGUGUCGACGAGCCUAUUCCAGAGGUCCCGCAUCAGGCAGCGGGUGGUCGUGGUCGUGCCAGAGGGGCUGGUGGCCGAGAGGGUAGGGGCAGAGGGGCUGGUGGCCGAGGUGGUAGGGCCAGAGAGGCUGGUCACAGAGGGGGUGGGGCCAGAGGGGGUCGUGGUCUAGUAGAUGAGCCUGACGACCAUACACCAGUUCCAGCUCCAGCCCAGCAGCCUCCGUCGACUUCAGAGAUCCCGUCGACUUCUUACCGGCCGUCGAAUUCUCACCGGCCGUCGACUUCAGAGCAUCCGUUGACACCUGUAUAUAUGCUGGAUUUAUUUUCAGAUCACAUGUUCUGGCUAUCGCCUGCACGACCGCUAGUUCGUCAUCCACAGGGUGAGCGGCCGGCUCGUGAUCUACAGGGUGGCACGGUGCUGGACUUCGAUUUCUUAUUCGAGGAGUUCGACAUGUCUCCGACUCGGGGCCCGCUCAGGCGACUGCUGAGGAGCCAUCUCAGGAGCCCGUUGACACACAGGUUUGAUUUGUUACAAUUAAAUAAUGUAUUAAAUUAAUUUUUUAUAUGUUAUUUUAUGUUUAGUUUAGCAUAAAACUAAACUAUAUUGUUUAUAUGUUACUUCAGGUUCGUUCUUCUGCGCCUGUGGAUCCAUCUCCUGCUCCGGCACCAUCUACAUCUCCGGCUCCAAGGCCCACUCAGGAGUCCGCUGAGGAGCCAGCUCAUGAGCCCUCUAAGGAGCCCUCUAGGCAGCCAUCUCAGGAGCCCGUCGACACACAGGUUUGAUUUUUUACAAUAAAAUAAUGUAUUUAUUAAUUGUUUAUAUGUUAUUCCAUGUUUAGUUUAGCAUAAAUCUAAACUAAAUUGUUUAUAUGUUAUUUCAGGUUCAUUCUUAUGCGCAUGGGGACUUGUCUCCUGUUGAGAUUGAGCCAUCUCCUGAGGCUCACAUUUCGGCUACCGUCGUCUCCCAUAGGAAGCAUGUUUUGAACAAGCCCCCUAGGAAGGAAACGCAGGAUGAUCACGC
Molecule: messenger RNA, 1836 nt
Organism: Lycium ferocissimum
Lineage: Eukaryota; Viridiplantae; Streptophyta; Magnoliopsida; Solanales; Solanaceae
Exons: 2
Coding region: 733-1371 (212 amino acids)
Source: RefSeq, a predicted model, not a curated record